CAGAUUAAGAAAAAAAAAGUAAAAUCCUGUCGCACGGUUUGGGUGUAAUAGAAAGUACACGUGAUUUGUAGUCAAUGGGACAAGACCUGCAGAAACACCGGAAUGCUCCUUUAACAGGCUUCUGUUUAAGGUGGAGCAUCUCGCUCACGCUCCACACUGAAGAAGAAGAAGUGUAGCGUGUCCUCCAGACGUUUCUCCGGUCUCACACCUCCUUCAGAAGAUGACGUCUGUCAGAAUCCUGCUCGUUAUUCUGAGCUGUCUGAGGAGUCACGUGGCGUCUGUAUCAGUGAAUAUUGGAGACGACGUCACACUGCAGUGCCCCCUGCUGCCUUUCUCCAGCAUGACCGCAGUCAGCUGGUACCGGCAGAGGGGAGCGGAGGCCCCUCAGCUGCUCCUCAGUUACAACUUGACCGACGCCUCCUUGGUGACCUUUGGCCCCGGCUUCCACGACGGGAAGGUUUCUGUUCGGGUCGACAGGUUGGAGCGUCACUGGCUUCUGCUCCGACGCUGUGACGUCACCGACUCUGCUGUUUAUUACUGUUCUGCGGCUGAAUACAUUCAGCAGUGAUUGAUGACAUCCAUCAUCAAUCAAUCAAUCAAUCAAAUGUUUACGUGUCUGUUAAUAAACAAAAAGA
This is a messenger RNA of Lampris incognitus (smalleye Pacific opah), 635 nucleotides long. It is a transcript of the gene sid1, whose product is annotated as secreted immunoglobulin domain 1. The transcript has 2 exons. NCBI's taxonomy places the organism in Eukaryota, Metazoa, Chordata, Actinopteri, Lampriformes, Lampridae. The coding region runs from base 221 to 568 and encodes 115 amino acids. The record is from RefSeq and is a predicted model, not a curated record. Gene Ontology annotation, biological process: response to bacterium.